AUGACCAAGGAAAUGUUAUCUGCUACGGCAGAACACCAGACUGCUGUGGUGGCCCGGGAGAAGCUGUAUCUAUACAACUAUCUCAUCGUCGCCAUCAUUGCCAUCGGCGCGACCGCCUCCGGCAUGAUGACGGGUGUCAUGAGCACCGCCUUGGGCCAGCCCACGUUCCUCGAAUAUUUCCACUUCAACACGGCUUCUUCUCAAGAUACAGCGCUUAUUGGCGCGAUCAAUGGCGUAUAUUUCGGGGGCGCCUUCUUUGGAUCCUUCAAUGCCAGCUACAUUGCGGAUCGCUGGGGCCGGAAAUUGGCCCUCUUGGUUACAGCUUUCGUGGCGACUGUGUGUUCCGGUCUCAUUGCAGGGAGCGUGCACAUUGCAAUGCUGCUUGUGUUUCGAACGAUAGCUGGUUGGACCUCCGGGGCAUAUAUCACCAUUUGCUGCCUCAGCCUGUCGGAGCUGGCACCUCCGCACCAUAGAGGCCUGAUGGUAGCCUUGGUCGGAAUCCUCAACUGCCUUGGCUAUGUCAUUUCGAAUUGGCUCGGCCUUGCCUUCUACUUCGUUCCGGCCGGCGGAGUGCAGUGGCGAAUCCCUUUCGCGCUGUGUUGCGUCCCAUCGCUGGUCGUCUUCUGUUUCGUUUACUUCGUCCCGGAGUCACCGCGAUGGCUGGUGAUGAAGGGUCGACACUCAGAAGCGGGGGACGUUCUCAACAAGCUUCAUUGCAGGGCAGGCGAUGAGAGCUCGCAUGACUUCGUGCGGCUUGAGAUGCAGCAGAUCACACGCCAAAUAGAGUUCGAACGCAAUAACGAAGUCUCCUUGUGGCAGAUGCUUACAGCGAAGCAAUACCGGUCCAGACUGGCUCUCUGUAUCAUCACUAUGCUCAUGGCUCAAUCUGCAGGUAACGUGGUAAUCGUGGUCUAUGGUCCUGUCAUCUAUGAGUCGAUCGGAUUCGGACCAGUCGCCCAGCUUUGCCUGACAUCAGGGUACGCAACAUCGGGAAUGGUGGACAAUUUUAUAGGAUCAUUUUUCAUCGACAAGGUCGGUCGUGUGAAGAUGAUGGUGGUGGGUAUCACUGCUCAACUCGUCUUGCUCGCGAUUGCCACGGGUUUAAUUGCCACAUACGCCGGGACGACCAAUUUACCGGCUCAGCGUGCUAUCGUUGCCAUCUUUUGGCUCUUCAUGUUGUCUUACGGUGCAUUCGUCGAGGGGGCUUCAUUCACCUACAUUAGCGAGAUCUGGCCAGCUCAUCUUCGUGCGAGGGGAUCUGCGAUCGGAAUUGCCACGCUGUAUCUCAUCGACAUGGUCUACGUCGAGGCUUCGAUCUACGCUUUUUCAACCAUCGGCUGGAAAUUCUAUCUUACUUUCUUAGCCUGUGGAACGGUCUUCCUCAUCAUUUUCAUCUUUCUGGCAAAGGAGACGAAGGGGAAGCCUCUGGAAGAGAUAGGAAAACUGUUCGGCGACGACCUCAUCGUCGAGACUCAGGACGAAAUGAUCAAGAGCGAGAAGGAGGUCUAUGAGAGCGAAAAUUUGUAG
This is a messenger RNA of Fonsecaea erecta, 1527 nucleotides long. RefSeq lists its product as hypothetical. NCBI's taxonomy places the organism in Eukaryota, Fungi, Ascomycota, Eurotiomycetes, Chaetothyriales, Herpotrichiellaceae. The coding region runs from base 1 to 1527 and encodes 508 amino acids. Gene Ontology annotation, biological process: transmembrane transport; carbohydrate transport. The transcript is spliced from 4 exons. Gene Ontology annotation, molecular function: carbohydrate:proton symporter activity. Gene Ontology annotation, cellular component: membrane. The record is from RefSeq and is a predicted model, not a curated record.